AUGUCCGAAGUCAAGUUAAAUAUUACCAGAGACGUGGUCAGAGCUAGUGAGACUCUGUACAAGGCAUUUGAUGAUUCGCAUGCCUUCGAUUACAUCACCAAAAAGUUCUUCAACUUGCCGGUGGAUGAGUAUGUCUCCAAGGACAGAAUCAACGCAAUUACACAUUACUAUGUAGCCUGCUACCACGACAGUAACGGUGAAGUGGUAGAGGCUAACGAUUACGACGCGGUGGCAGUCUUCUCCUUGCCAAACCAGCACCUGCCAAAAUCCUUGACAAACGACCCACAUUUCAACCAGGUGUUUUUCCAUGAUUUGAAGAGCAGACUAGCAGAGGUGAUCCCUGAGGACAUCCACUACUACUACUUGUUCAUGAUCGGUAAGGACCUAACCCGUAAGGACACUAAGGGUUCCGUUAGAAAGAUCUUUGAAGAGUACAAGAAGAGGGCUGACGCCGAGAACUGUGCCAUUGUCCUGGAGGCCAUCGCUGAGCACGCCAGAUCAGUCUACGAGUACUUCGGUUUCAAGAACUACAAGACCUUCCAUUACGGUGUGGGCGAAGUCAACGAGCAAGGCCAGCCUGAUCCAAAUGGGAAAGGUUUCACCGGCUACCUCAUGAUCUACCACAAGGACGGGGACAAAGUUUUGAGAGAAUAA
Nakaseomyces glabratus is the source of this 654-nucleotide messenger RNA. It is a transcript of the gene IAT4, whose product is annotated as Iat4p. NCBI's taxonomy places the organism in Eukaryota, Fungi, Ascomycota, Saccharomycetes, Saccharomycetales, Saccharomycetaceae. The record is from RefSeq and is a predicted model, not a curated record.